This is a messenger RNA of Trypanosoma rangeli, 600 nucleotides long. RefSeq lists its product as uncharacterized. The record is from RefSeq and is a predicted model, not a curated record. Gene Ontology annotation, molecular function: DNA binding; RNA binding. The coding region runs from base 1 to 600 and encodes 199 amino acids. NCBI's taxonomy places the organism in Eukaryota, Euglenozoa, Kinetoplastea, Trypanosomatida, Trypanosomatidae. Gene Ontology annotation, cellular component: nucleolus. Gene Ontology annotation, biological process: ribosomal large subunit biogenesis; ribosomal small subunit biogenesis. The transcript has a single exon.
AUGGGUUUCCGUGGACGUCCAAAAUCGGCGUCGAGGACGACGGGGUGUGUGGCCGCCGGGGCGGGGAAGGAUGCCAUUCCGCUCAAUCUCUCCUUUGGCAACUUUGAGUUUGAGGAGAUGAAGCGCGUGGGACAACGGGGGGGCGGCGUGCGCGAGCUGGCCUCGCUGCUUCGCCACGCCAAGCGGCAGACGGAGUCCCACGCAUCCCUGCUGGGAUCUGAGACAGGCCUGGAGAAGCGGCAGGCGGAUCUGCUUGACAUUGCCCUGCGCCGCGCGUCCGGGGCGAAGGUGAAGGACGACCCGAAGCGCCUGGCGAAGGCCUUGGCAAAGCGACGCAACAAAAAACGGAGAUCGGCGAAAAAGUGGGCGGGGCGGAUAGAGAAGUUACAGCAGUCAGUGAACACCGUGGUGGAAAACCGCACGAUGGCGCGGCAGGCUGCGCGGAUGGGGCGGGAGGGUAAAGAGAAGGGGAAACAACAGAAGCGUGAAACAAAGCGGUCCGCUGGGGUGAUGGCGAAGAAGAAGGCCAAGAAGGGCGGCGACAGAAAAGGCCCUGCAGCGGCUGCGAGAGACAAGAAGCAUCGGAAGGGAAAGAAGUAA